Molecule: messenger RNA, 1791 nt
Organism: Symbiodinium pilosum
Lineage: Eukaryota; Dinophyceae; Suessiales; Symbiodiniaceae
Source: the annotation of a GenBank genome assembly
AUGCAAAGUGACGACAUCCGAUCUCAACUUCCUGAUGACUCCAAGCGUUUCGAACUCUUGGACAACAGCUGGAAGGAUUUGAUGAUGGAGGCAUCUCGCUCCUCGCUGAUUGUCGAAAUCUGCAUGGCCGAGGGUCGUGCGCAGACCCUGUCAUGCAUGGCGCCCAUGUCUCCAUGGCUCCACAGACUAAGGAAUGAUUACUUGGAGCAGAAGAAGAAGCAUUUCCCAAGAUUCUAUUUUGUGGCCAAUGGGGCCUUGCUGGACAUCCUCUCAAAUGGCAACAAGCCUUUAAAGGUCGCCGAGUACUUGGGAGACGUUUUCGAUGGCAUCCGCACUUUGGACUUUUCCAAAGACCCGCAAUUUGGACGCAUCGCCUGCGGGCAUCGGGCGAAAGAUGGUGAGUUCGUCGCCUGGCCAUCGGAGACUCCUGGCAUCUUCAGCCUCGAGGGCCCCGUGGAACAAUAUCUCUCGGGCCUGGAGUCUCACAUUCGCUUGGCGCUCCGAGAGAUCCUCGAGCAGGCACGCACGUCUGCCGAGAUCUGGGAAGUGGGAGACAGGCCUCGUGAAACAUGGUUAGACGAAUUCUGUGCCCAGCUGAGCCUCCUGGCCACGCAGAUCAUUUGGACAGAGGAAACUGCCAGAGCCUUCGAGGAUAUGGAGGCAGGGAGCGAGACAGCCAUGCGGGACUACAAGCGCGUGAACGACGACAGGAUUGACAAGUUGAUCCGUCGUGUUCAGAAGGAGAAAGAUAAAGAGCUGCGCACCAAAGUCAUCACCAUCAUCACCAUCGAUGUCCACUCCAGGGAUGUCAUCGAGUCCUUCGUGCUGCAGAAAGUCAGUGAAGCGAAUGAUUUCAGGUGGGGAUCCCAGCUGCGGUUCUACUGGCAAAUAUGCCCUCCAGGCUCGAACCUCGUGUCCUUCACCCCAGCACACCAGAAGACCUGCCUGAUUCGCAUCUGUGAUUGGGCCACCUGCUACUCUUACGAGUAUGUGGGCAAUGUUGGCCGGCUUGUUAUCACGCCGCUGACGGACCGCUGUUACAUCACCCUUACGCAGGCCCUGAACCUCUGCCUUGGAGGAGCUCCGGCCGGCCCGGCGGGCACGGGGAAGACGGAGACCACCAAGGACCUCUCGCGGGCCUUGGGCCUGCCCAUCGUGGUGUUCAACUGUAGUGACCAGAUGACUUACCAGACCACCGCGCAGAUUUUCAUGGGCCUUGCUCAGGUUGGCGCCUGGGGCUGCUUCGACGAGUUCAAUCGCAUCUCCAUCGAGGUCUUGUCUGUGGUCUCCACGCAGUACAAGUCAGUCUUGGAUGCCAUCCGCGCCAACAGCAAGACCUUCCUCUUUGUGGAUGAGGAGCUUCGUUUGAUCAAGACAUGCGGCGCUUUUAUCACGAUGAAUCCAGGCUAUGCGGGGCGUACGGAGCUGCCCGAAAACCUGAAGGCGCUUUUCCGCAGCGUGGCCAUGAUCGUCCCAAAUCUGAAGUUCAUCUGUGAGAACAUGCUCAUGUCCGAGGGUUUCACCAUCGCCCGGCUGCUGGCCCACAAGUUUGUCACUUUGUACUCGCUCUCCAAGGAGCUGUUGUCGAAGCAGAUGCACUACGACUGGGGUCUGAGGGCAGUGAAGUCUUUGCUUCGCCAGGCUGGCUCCUUGAAGGGCAAGGAGCCUGACAACGAUGAGAACGUGGUCCUUUGCAGAGCUCUCCGCGACUUCAACCUGCCAAAGAUCACCACGCAGGACAUGCCCAUCUUCUUGCGCUUGAUCCAGGACCUUUUCCCAGGCACCUUUUAA